AUGAACGAACAGGAGCUGGUCCACGUCCCUACCCCAUCAUGCCCGGGCCCAGGGCACCAGACGGCCCUGCACCGAGCUGCCAUGGUGGGGAACAGUGACGCCAUGUCUGCUCUGAUUCAGGGAGGCUGUGCUGUCGACCUGCAGGACAGAGACGGCAACACAGCGCUGCACGAGGUGUCUUGGCAUGGUUUCUCUCAGUGUGUCAAACUGCUGGUGAAGGCAGGAGCUGAUGUGCACAUCGGGAACAAGGCAGGAAACACCGCCCUUCACCUGGCCUGUCAGAACGCACAUGCUCAGACUGCUCGCCUACUGCUGCUCGGAGGAGCCACACCAGACACCAAGAACAAUAUGGGUGACACCUGUUUGCAUGUGGCUGCUCGCUACAACAACCUGACCCUGGUCAAAAUCCUGCUGAGUUCACUGUGUUCUUUGAUAGAGAGAAACCAGGGAGGAGACACAGCUCUCCAUGUGGCUGCUGCUCUGAACCAUAAGAAGACAGUUCAGCUCUUACUGGAGGCAGGGACUGAUGGGAAAACCAGAAACAAUGCAGGAAAAACAGCACUUGAUAAAGCCAGAGACAACAAUCACAAAGAUGUGGCACUUCUCCUGGCCAGAGCUCCUCAGGUACAUCGCUUCAUGCGGGGAAGAACAAUAAGGAAACGAAGAGAAAGACUGACAGCUGAGCGCAGGACCCAGUCUUUCACCAGAGUAGAAAUACUACCAAACAAAGAAGACAGCAGUUCAGUGGUGGAGGAAUGUACCAGCAGUGAACACAUGGAGAGCAGAACUGCCGUCCAGGGGAGUCCUCAGCGUCAGCAACAGCAGCAGCAGCAGCAGCAGCAGGAGCACCAGAAGACCCCAGCCACCAUCAGCAGCCCCUACAGCUGCCACAAGAGGACAAGAGUCAAGAAGCAGGCUCUGAAUGAAGAUGAUCUGAGGAAGGGGAAGAAGAGGGAUCUCCUCCGUGAUGAUGAUGACGACAAGGGCUCCGCUCAGAAUGGAAAAUUCUACCAGCUUUACACUCUGUACCGCGACAAGGAUGGCAACAUUAGACAGGCACCAGCCAAUGGAUGCCACUGUAAGCCCUUGAUCAAGAAGCUGGAGGGUCAAGUGAAAGCCACGCAGGAGGAGAUGAGGCUGCACAUCCUGACUGUCCAGGAGCAGGUCAACAGCAGGAUGGGCAAAAUGGCCCAACGGAACAGACACCAGAUUAAAGUGUUGAACAGGCUGAACCAGGAGAAAGCAGCAGCAGAGAAGAAGAACAUGGUUUACAGGAUCGAGCAGAGAGUGGCUCAGGACAAAGAGGAAGCUCUGAAGACACAGGCAGCAGUGAGCCAGGAACUGAAGAGGUGGUGUGCGUCUCACCUGAAGGACAUGGAUGUCCACGCCCCGGUCGAAGCCCAGUAUUACAAACUCCUCCCCUCACCAUCUGUGGAGCAGUCUGCGGCAGACCCUGAUCUGGAGUCACUCCCCCUGCUGUCGGUGGUCUCAGGAGAGAGCAGCACCUCACUGGCCAACUAUGUCAACAUCCUGCCAUCCAGAGCUGCCUACUGUCUGGACAGCCUGGAGCCAGAGCGGGCGGGCAGGAGGACAUACUUUGAAAUGAGAGUGGACAGGUCACCAGACGACUACGAGAACACAGCCCUGUUUCCUCUGCCUGCCAACCACACCUCAGGCCUCCCGCUGGGCUCUGCUGACCCCCUCUCGCAACCUCCGGGAGUGCAGGACGGUCCUACAGCAGCAGUGGUGCCACUGUGUGGGGAGAGCUUCUCAAGCAGCAGCAGCAGCAGCCAGGCCAGCAUCAGCGACCAGGGACCAAGACUCAUCACACAUCAGGGACACAGCUAUGACAGGCAACACAGGAAACACCUUGUGAAGCUGAUGAGUGCCCACAGGCAUGCAGAGAUACACGGUGACAGAACCAGAACCCUGGAGUUCUUCAUCGACCGUCCCACUGAACCCACAUUCAACCAGGAGAGGAAAAAUCUGCACGCUAUGGAGGUAACUCAGCGUUUCUUUGAGACGGUGUCGGCCCAGUUGGAGCGCUGGUAUGAAAGGAAGAUUGCGGAGUUGGAGCGGCAGACGGAGCUCAGAGCCCAACAGGACAGGGAGGAGCUACUCCAGCGAAUCAGCAUACUGGAGGAGGAGCUUCAGAGGCUGAAGACCAAUGAGAAUGCAGAAAGCUGA
Molecule: messenger RNA, 2187 nt
Organism: Seriola dumerili (greater amberjack)
Lineage: Eukaryota; Metazoa; Chordata; Actinopteri; Carangiformes; Carangidae
Gene: ankrd6a
Product: ankyrin repeat domain-containing protein 6-like
Exons: 14
Coding region: 1-2187 (728 amino acids)
Biological process (GO): positive regulation of transcription by RNA polymerase II
Cellular component (GO): nucleus
Molecular function (GO): transcription cis-regulatory region binding; protein binding
Source: RefSeq, a predicted model, not a curated record